Blepharisma stoltei is the source of this 549-nucleotide messenger RNA. Lineage: Eukaryota; Ciliophora; Heterotrichea; Heterotrichida; Blepharismidae. The record is from the annotation of a GenBank genome assembly.
AUGCGACGUUAUUACACCCCUUCACACCAUGAAAAAGUGAAACCACCAUUAGAAAGGACGUCUGAAACACAAGCAAGCACAUUGGACAGGUUUGAAGAGUCCCCUAUCAUUAAGGAAUCCCGUAAAAGCCAAUCAGCAUAUGAUUCAACGCAAGAAAGCCCACCUCAACAGUCAAGGAAAACUUUUAAGAUAAGGUCAGUGCAUAAACCAAAUGAAUUUUGCAGUGUUUCUCAAAGUUUGGAUUUAGAAGAAUUUUUUAACACUACUUGCAAAUUAACUGAUGCUAUGAGCUGAAAACCGAUUGGUAUGGAAAAGGAGCAGUUUUCUUUUAUAAAAGGGUCUAUUAAAAGACUUGUAUCAGAGAAAGAUACAAAUAAAUCUGGCGUUGAGUCUUCUAGAAUCAAUAUUUUUAAAACAAGAAGAGCGAAAACUCCUGGAAAAGAAAUUUUGCCUAAAAAGCCGAAAGUUAAAAAAAUUGUUAUAAAAGAUAAUUUUGCAAUGAGUCCGUAUGAAAAUUUGCAAGAAAGAAUUGCACAAAAGAAAGCAUAG